This is a messenger RNA of Choloepus didactylus (southern two-toed sloth), 1062 nucleotides long. RefSeq names its product LRP2 binding protein (gene LRP2BP). The record is from RefSeq and is a predicted model, not a curated record. The coding region runs from base 16 to 1062 and encodes 348 amino acids. NCBI's taxonomy places the organism in Eukaryota, Metazoa, Chordata, Mammalia, Pilosa, Megalonychidae. The transcript has 8 exons. Gene Ontology annotation, molecular function: protein binding.
CGUUGUGGAAACAGGAUGAAGUUGACCAGUGAACAGUUGCCCAAGAACCCCUUUUAUACCUGUAUCUCCCAGUAUGCUGCUAAUAACCAAAAACUCCUCCAAUGGAGAAAGGAAAACUCUGAUCAUUACAGUCAUGCUAAUUUGGUGGAAAAAGCCUUACAGCUCUUGAAGGAAAGAAUAAGAAGAGGGGAUCCUCUGGCAUAUUUCCUACGAGGUCAAUUAUAUUUUGAAGAGGGAUGGUAUGAAGAAGCAUUAGAACAGUUUGAAGAAAUCAAAGAAAAGGAUCAUCAAGCAGUUUACCAGCUAGGGGUCAUGUAUUAUGAUGGACUGGGGACAACUACAGACUCUGAAAAAGGAGUGGAAUAUAUGAAGAAAAUUGUCAAUUCUCCAUGUCCCAAAGCAAGACACUUAAAAUUUGCAGCUGCUUACAACCUUGGGAGAGCUUAUUAUGAAGGAAAAGGCAUUAAACGAUCAGAUGAGGAAGCUGAAAGACUGUGGCUUUUUGCUGCAGACAAUGGGAAUCCAAAAGCUAGUGUGAAGGCUCAAAGUAUCCUAGGAUUAUAUUAUUCAACAAAAGAACCUAAAGAGUUAGAAAAGGCAUUUUUUUGGCAUUCACAAGCAUGCGGCAAUGGAAAUCUGGAGUCCCAGGGUGCACUUGGUCUCAUGUACUUCUAUGGACAAGGCAUCCGCCAGGAUACCGAUGCUGCCUUGCACUGCUUAAGGGCAGCAGCAGAACGUGGAAAUGUCUACGCUCAAGGGAUUCUUGUGGAAUAUUACUAUAUGAUGAAAUUUUUCACAAAGUGUGUUACAUUUUCCAAAAGGAUUGCUGACUAUGAUGAGGUCCACGACAUCCCCAUGAUCGCUCGCAUCACGGACUGUCUCCCGGAAUUCAUCAUCAGAGGCAUGGCCAUGGCCUCGUUCUACCAUGCACGAUGUCUUCAGCUUGGCUUGGGUGUCACGAAGGAUGAAGCAAGAGCAAAACACUAUUAUUCUAAGGCUUGUCGUCUGAAUCCUGCAUUGGCAGAUGAACUCCACUCUUUACUUAUCCGUCAAAGAAUUUAG